Heterostelium album PN500 is the source of this 522-nucleotide messenger RNA. RefSeq names its product ADP-ribosylation factor family protein. Lineage: Eukaryota; Evosea; Eumycetozoa; Acytosteliales; Acytosteliaceae. The record is from RefSeq and is a predicted model, not a curated record. Bases 1 to 522 code for a protein of 173 amino acids. Gene Ontology annotation, biological process: vesicle-mediated transport; intracellular protein transport. The transcript is spliced from 3 exons. Gene Ontology annotation, cellular component: cytoplasm. Gene Ontology annotation, molecular function: GTP binding; GTPase activity.
AUGGGAUUAUUAUAUACUAAAAUUGUUGAACUAUACCAGCCAAAGCAUAAUAUCCUCAUGUUAGGUUUAGACGGUGCAGGAAAGUAUUUAUUAAUAUUAUUUUAUUUCAAAACAAAGACUACUAUAGUAUUUAAUAUAGAAAUCCUUGGAGAAGUUAAUAUACUUUUUACGACUUGUGUUGAAACAGUUGAGUAUAAGAAUCUAAGUUUUACAUCUUGGGAUAUUGGUGGACAAAAAAAGGUUUGUGACUUAUGGAGACACUAUUUCUAUAAUACCAGUGCUGUUGUUUUCGUUCUGGAUGCAACCGAUCAUGAGCGAAUCAAUGAUGUACAAGAAGCUAUUUCAAGUUUAAUCAGUGAAGAAUCAUUGAUGGGAGUCAGUCUAUUGAUUCUACUUAACAAACAAGAUAAACCAAAUGCUAUGAACCCUGAACAACUAAUAGAAACAUUGAACCUAAACGAUAUAAAAGAUAGAAAGUGGUAUGUUCAACCAACCACCGCUAUAACAGGCGCUGAUUAUUAA